Heterobasidion irregulare TC 32-1 is the source of this 837-nucleotide messenger RNA. RefSeq names its product glutathione S-transferase (gene GST10). The record is from RefSeq and is a predicted model, not a curated record. The transcript is spliced from 5 exons. NCBI's taxonomy places the organism in Eukaryota, Fungi, Basidiomycota, Agaricomycetes, Russulales, Bondarzewiaceae. Bases 1 to 837 code for a protein of 278 amino acids. Gene Ontology annotation, cellular component: cytoplasm.
AUGUCUGUUGCAAGCGAUUCUGGUAAACAAUAUCAUCUGGAAUGCACGGGCCUCGCGUUGGACACUGUCAAGAAACACAGCGCCAAGGAGGACAUCACACUUUUUGGGAGCUGUUUUUGCCCGUUUGUCCAGCGAGUUUGGGUCUCUUUUGAGUUCCUCAGCAUUCCGUACCAGGUGAACGAAGCCGAUCCUUAUAAGAAGCCCCGGGAUCUCCUUGAAGUGUCCCCGAAGGGCCUAGUACCCGGCUUGAAAUUCAACACAUGCAAUCCGCCGAGAGCCCUCAACGAAAGUACGGUAAUCAUGGAAGAUCUCGAAGAUCUCUCCGCUCGCACCGCGUCUUCCACCCUCCUUCCGCCCCUCACGGACCCCUAUGCUCGUGCUCUGGUCCGGCUCCAGGCCGACCAUGUCAAUCGAGCCCUGGUACCGACAUUCUAUCGCUUCCUACAAGCUCAGGACACUGCCACUCAAAUUGAGACGAGCAAGAAACUCCAUGCGACUCUUGAGGAGCUUGUGUCUCUCUUGGAGCGCGCAGAUAGGGAGACAGAGGCCGGAUCAGGUCUCUGGAAGGAAGGAGGGACACUUAACUGGACGGAUGUCAUGGCCAACCAUGUAUGGUUGUUCCGCACGAUCAACGUGCUCAAGCACUACCGGGCUUUCGAUCUUCCUGUAGGACCUCGAUUCGCCGCGUGGCUUCAUCGUAUCUUCGAACAUCCCGCAUUCAAGAGCACCUGCAGCACUGAGCAGCUGUAUUUGGAUAGUUAUGAGAGGUAUGCAUAUAACCGUCCGAACACGAGUCAGGUUGCGAAUGCGAUCAACUCUGGCCAACCUCUACCUUGA